Canis lupus familiaris (dog) is the source of this 1059-nucleotide messenger RNA. It is a transcript of the gene CSKMT, whose product is annotated as citrate synthase lysine methyltransferase. Lineage: Eukaryota; Metazoa; Chordata; Mammalia; Carnivora; Canidae. The record is from RefSeq and is a predicted model, not a curated record. The transcript has 3 exons. Bases 317 to 1039 code for a protein of 240 amino acids.
GGCGUUGAGGCUAUAUAAGGGGACGCGGCGCCUUUACGCUUCCUUCCAGCGACGGCGGCAGAUCAGGUCUUCGGAGCCGCCCCCGGAGCUUGAACUGCAGCGUCUUCUCUUUCACUUCCGGUUGCAAACAAUAAAGGCGGUUCGUGCCCUAGGAGGUGUGUGUCCACGCUCCUUUUUCCGAGGUCUUUGUGAGGAAGGCAGUACGCGUUAUUGCACGAAGCGGAAUUUGCUGCUUUUCUCUUGGACCUCAGGCUCCUGCGGAAGUGGUGGCGACAUUUCGCGAAGGUUCUCUGGCCGACCUUGCCGGGAUCUCCACAUGGCAGCGCUGCGCCGAACCCUCCACGUGGCGACCCUGGCGGCUGGGGCGCGCCGCGCUUUGGCGGGCUCCCUGGCUGGCAGUUGCCCGGCCGACCGUCGCCUCCGGGAUAAGCUCCAUCCCGAUACCCGAGCAGGCAGCGUCCCCACCUUCGAUUGGUUUUUUGGGUAUGAGGAAGCCCAGGGGUUCCUGCUGCCGCUGCUGAAGGAGUCCCGGGCUGCAUGCCCAUUGCGGGUGUUGGACGUGGGCUGUGGGACCUCCAGUCUGUGUACAGGCCUCUACACCAGGUGCCCACAUCCCGUGGACGUCCUGGGGGUGGACCUCUCUCCUGUGGCUGUGGCCCACAUGAAGAGUCUGCUGGAAGGUGGCCAAGAUCGAAAGCCCCUGUGCCCUGGGCACCCUGCCUCUCAACUCCGCUUCGUCCAGGCUGAUGCCCAGAACCUGGAGUCGGUGGCUUCCUCAGGCUCCUUCCAGCUAGUCCUGGAUAAGGGCACCUGGGAUGCUGUUGCCCGAGGGGGUUGGCCUGGGGCUUACCAGCUUCUGUCAGAGUGCCUCAGGGUCCUAAGCCCCCAGGGGACCCUGAUUCAGUUCUCAGAUGAGGACCCUGAUGUGCGAGUGCCCUGCCUAGAACAAGGGUUCCCAGGCUGUACUGUGAUGGUGCAGGAGCUAGGCCCUUUUGGGGGCAUCACCUACUUUGCUUACUUGGUUCAAGGCUCUCAUUAAAGACUUCAGUCUGGCCUGAA